Homarus americanus (American lobster) is the source of this 5019-nucleotide messenger RNA. RefSeq names its product cadherin-23-like. Gene Ontology annotation, cellular component: plasma membrane. Gene Ontology annotation, biological process: homophilic cell-cell adhesion. The record is from RefSeq and is a predicted model, not a curated record. Lineage: Eukaryota; Metazoa; Arthropoda; Malacostraca; Decapoda; Nephropidae. Gene Ontology annotation, molecular function: calcium ion binding. The transcript has 23 exons. The coding region runs from base 1 to 3975 and encodes 1324 amino acids.
AUGGCGGAUGGCGGAGAGGAGAGAUGGCGUGAGGUUUGGGAUCCAAAUGGCGCUGCCCGCCAGCCGCUUUCCCGCCAAGGGCACACGGACCGCGAAUGUGAGCAUUCCUGUUUCGCAGGGUACUGCCAGAAUGUGGAAACGCGGAAUUGUAGACGCAGCGGACCCAUAUUCUUCUGCAGCAUGGAUUCAAGAAGAAAGUUCACAGCUAUGUUCAAGCUGAGAGUGAUUGAAUAUGCAGAACAGACUAACAAAUCCUGUGCAGCAGCAAGGAAUUGGCUCACAUGCAUACGUAGCCUACAUGGAGAUCUUACACUCAGGAUGAAGGCGUUCGAUCUCGGGGAGCGACCCCUGAGCAGCGAGGUGGUGGUGGUGGUGUACGUGGCGGACGUCAAUGACCACGCGCCGCAGUUUGACCGACCACUCUACCGGAAGGCCAUACCCGAGGACACGCCCCCCGGCACCUCCGUUACACAGGUAUUUGCAAGUGACCAGGAUGGAUCAUCCGUGAACAAGAAGGUGGUUUUCCGUAUUCAGCAUGGAGCACAAGAUAAAUUUGUAAUGGAAGCAAACACUGGAGUGAUCUCUGUGGCUCAGGGAGCUCUUCUUGACCCUGACAGGACUGAGCCCAGGGCCACAACUUAUAUCUUAGAAGUAAUUGCCUUAGAUGGUGGAAUAGGUAUUGCUCAGCUCCAGGCCAGGACAGUUGUCAACAUUACAAUUCUUGAUGUAAAUAACAAGCCUCCCAUUUUUAAAGACCCUGGAACUGUCAGGGUAUUUGAGAAUGAAGACAUUGGGUCGUAUGUUCAUCAAGUGGAGGCUGUGGACUUGGAUGCUCGACCUCGUCUCCGUUACUCGAUUGAUGCUGACAAUUCUGAAGCUAGAAAUGAAGAGGGUGCUAUUGUUAAGCCAUCAGAGUACAACUUUGCAAGUGCCUUUGAGAUUAGUGAAGUGGAAGGCGUGGUCCGAACAGUAAGUCAACUGGACCGAGAGCAAGUUGAAGUGAUCCGACUUGCCUUUGUGAAGGAGGAUAUAGAAGCUGCAACAGAGAAGCAAACAUCAACUGCAACAUUAACCAUCAUUGUGGAAGACACCAAUGACAAUGAUCCUCACUUCCGUAAAUCAUUCUAUAGGAGGAGCGUUGCAGAAAAUGCGAAGAAAGGGACAACAAUUGUGACUGUUGUGGCAGACGAUGUGGAUAAAAAUCGUACCAUCUCAUAUUCUUUACAAGGACAACCUGAGAUACUGUCUCUUGUGAAGCUUGACCGUGAGACCGGCGAGAUUGUUGUUGCUGAUCGUGUUGAUCGUGAAGAGUUCUCUUGGCUGAAUUUUACUGUUCAAGCGUCAGACUCUGGUGUACCUCCUCGCUCAAACCUUGUACAUGUAGUAGUUCAGGUAAUUGAUGAGAAUGACAACAAUCCAGUUUUUGUGAAUCCUCCAACUAAUUUAACCAUCAGAGAAGAUGCACCACCUGGUACUCAAGUAGCAAUUGUCACAGCUGUUGACCCAGAUUAUGAUGAUUAUGGACUUGUAACAUACCUUCUUGAUAGAAAAUCCUCACAUGGCAAAUUUAAGAUUAAUCCAGAUACUGGUGUUAUCACAGUGGCUUCUGCACUAAAUCGUGAGGAACUUAGUACCAUGAACCUUCUCAUUGAAGCUUGGGAUAAUUACCAGUUUGGAUACUCUACUGGCGAGUCCAGAAAUGCCUUCAUGCAGAUAGGUGUAACAAUUGCAGACAUAAAUGAUGAAGCCCCAGUUUUUGAAGAACGUGAUGGCUGCACAAUGAUCACAGAGUUCCAUGAACCUAGAGAUACAGUAACUGUUGUAAGAGCUUCUGAUGGUGAUGAUCCAGCCUCACCAAAUGGCAGAAUUCUCUUUACUAUUGAGGGUGGUAAUGAGAAAGGAUUAUUUGAUAUUCGUAUGAUAGAACAAACUGCUGCUCAAAUAUUUGCUGCCAAGCCCUUGGUAGGGCAAUAUGGGAACUACUCCUUGAUCGUACAGGCACAAGACAGAGGAUUUCCACCUAAUUCUGUUAUGUCACAGAUCAAUGUAUGUGUGUCAGAUUUUAAUGACCAUGCCCCUCAGUUUGUGUCACCAUCAGUAAAUCUGACAAUAAGAGUACCAGAGAAUGCCACUGUAGGGAGUCUGGUGAUCCAGGUGCGGGCCACAGAUGAAGAUAUAGGGAUAAAUGGAGCUGUACGCUAUAGAAUCUUAAAGGAUGGAUUGGGUAACUGGCAGACAUUUGCCAUUGAUGAGGACACAGGAGCAAUACUCUUACAAAAACAACUUGAUCGGGAGAGACAGAAAAUUUAUGAGAUCCGUGUUGAAGCAUAUGAUCAAGGAGUUCCUACACCACUUUCCAGUGAUCUUGACCUGACCAUAUAUGUAAGAAAUGUAAAUGACUAUGAGCCUCAGUUCUUACAGGAUGAGGUUACUGUAAAUUUUACAGAACACAAGGCACCAGGUGCAGAAAGGGCAAAACUAAUAACAACAGUAGACUUAGAUGUAGCUGACGAUGAUAAAACUGCCCAUGUAUGUUACUUCAUUGUUGGUGGAGAUGAAUAUGGAACUUUCAAUCUUGAUAGUUUUUCUCAUGAAAUUAUGACACUGAAGGAGUUGGACCGUGAGCUGGAGGACCACUACAUACUACUUAUCAAGGCUACUGAGGACUGUCUCACUUUACCUGAGCCAGUUGUUUUCUUUGACCCCACGGAUGACACACUUUUGAAAGUCCAUAUCUUUGUUAAUGACAUCAAUGACAACGCUCCCAAGUUCACUCGUGAGGUGUUCACUGGAGGCAUAACCACUGCUUCAGACUUUGGUCUUGAGGUCAUGAGAUUAACAGCCAUUGAUCCAGAUGCAGGAGAAAACAGCCGUCUGAGAUACUACAUGGAUGGUCGUGUUCAGGAGACCCUUUCAGAAAAUUUGGACAACAUACGCAGAUCUCCAUUCAUUGUUGAUCCUGUUUCUGGGAUUGUGAAGUUAAAUUUUGAUCCUCAGAAAGGAAUGAAAGGAUACUUUGAUUUUAAGGUUUAUGUUAAUGAUUCAAGUGGCUGGAGUGAUCGAGCCCGAGUCUUCAUAUAUCUUCUCCGUGAGGACCAAAGAGUGAGGUUCAUCCUCAGGCAGUCACCUGACGAGGUACGAGAACAAGUCGAAUACUUCCGAGACUACCUUGGGAAUGUUACUGGAGCCAUCGUAAAUGUGGAUGAUUUUCGAGUUCAUGAAAAUCAUGAUGGAACUGUGGAUAAAACAAAAACUGAUUUGUACCUGCACCUGGUGGACCGAAAUGAUAAUUCUGUUCUAGAAGUAAAACAAGUGUUGGCAAUGAUUGACAAAAAUGUUGAGUAUUUGGACCACCUCUUCAAGGAAUUAAAUGUGUUGGACACUCAGCGUGCAGAGUUGAUCACUGCUGGUACAGCAGAGGAGGACCUUCUCUUUUUGUGGCUGGUUGGUGUGAUUGUCUUCCUGACUCUUCUUUUGGUCCUCACUGUGGCCCUGUGCUUGUCACAAAGAGCACGCUACUCCAGGCAGCUCAAAGCUGCCACAGCCACUGCAUUUGGUGAAUGUUCACAUGACCCAGGCCUGAAUCGUUCAUCAACAGUCCCAAACACAAAUAUUCACAGUGUUGAAGGAAGUAAUCCAAUUUGGAUGUCUGGAUUUGACAAUGAGUGGUACAAAGAUGAGGAUUCACUUAGGUAUCAACAAUUUGUCCAUCAGAGUGAAGGGAACGAUAGUUUAGAUGAUAAUGCAGUAGACACCUCCCUCUCCCCACGAGGCGACAGGGACAUGCCCUACAUCACCCAAACAAAUGUUCCCAAUCCUUUGUCAAGGGAAUCCAGUACGGUGGGUUCCAAUACCCAACUGAUGAACCACGAACAGCAGAAUAUCAAUGACACUUACCGAGCUAAUUUGUACCAGACUUUUCACAAGAUUGCCAACCCACUUGUUGAUAAAAAACUUGAGACUACUGAACUUUGACAUUUGAAUAUAGAAAUAAAGUAUGAGAGUAACUGUUAACUUUGAACACAUAAAAGUCAAAGUCCUCAGGUGAUAACAAAAAUCUCCAACCAGUAUGCCAGAAGUUUAUGUGAAUGUACAUAGACAAUGGUACAAGUUGCCAGUGUGAUAAUUGAAGUAUCUAGUUGCUUACCUUACUCACAAAACUGUGGGUGGUAAUUUGUGAUAAUUUAAUUCAGAAUUAAUGUCAAGCCUCUUGGACAUUUUUAAUGAGCAAGGGAAGUGAUCAGUAAGUUCAUUACCUGUGGCAUUGAAGUCCAUUUAAACCGAACUGUGAAAACUGUUGCUUGAAAAGAAAAUGUAUGUAUUGUAUGUAGAUAUACCUGAAUUUUAUCAAGCCCAUUGGAAUUUUAAUCAUUUUUUUUAAGGGUGUUACCUUAAGAGUGCAAAGAAUCAAUUUGACCCAGUGAAUAGAUGCUGUAUGGCAGUUCACUGCUAAAGAGUCGAGCUGGUCACUACUGCAGUUGCCCUUGUCAUCUUGAAACCAAAUAUUCAUGAUUACUUUGUGCAGUAUUUCCAUACCUGUUGGUUAAGUCACUCAUUUUAAGUUGCAUACACUGUACACCCAAUUUUCUACAUUGUAUCCAUAAGUCAGCUCUUCCAAAUUUAUUCAUGUUCUGUACUACUCAGUUUUACUGAUCUUUGCUGAUAUGUUUUUCUUUAUCAGUUGAAGUUUACAGUAAAUAUUUAUAAUAUUAGUGUUUGGCAUGUUUUGAAAACAUUUAGUAUCAAGUGCCUAAAUAUUUUUGUGAUAGAAAAUUGCAAAUUUCUUAUUUUAAAUGAAACAGUUCACAACUUUAUCAUACAACGAUUUACAGCAAUUACUCAAAAUAAUGAGUGAAUUGCUCCACCUUGUAGAUAUUUGUUCAUAAAAUUACAUUAGUUAAGAAACGCAUUGACAGUGUGUGAUUAGUCAUGUUUAAUAUUUUAAUUACAGUAUUUGAUACAACGAAUAUAUUUUAAAAUAGCAUGGUGACACCAAUAAAGUCAUUGUACAUAUUGUUA